GAAUCAUAUGUUUUGAAGCAACCUGCGCGAUCGCAGAUCCGACUCGCGAAUUUUGAAGACUCCUAAAAAAGAUCGCGAUCCCGCUAAAUGGCAUCCCACCUGCUUCGAAAUGGCGCCUCCGGCUGGCUCCUAAGGAACUACUUGCCACACCAGGCCGCCCAACUGAAACGCUGCCUUAAUGUGACAUCCCGCUUGGACAAGACCGUCUCCUUCCAUCUCAGCGACAUCGGGGAGGGAAUUCGAGAAGUUACAGUCAAGGAAUGGUUCGUCAAGGUGGGCGACACCGUGGAGCAGUUCGACAACCUGUGUGAGGUCCAGUCAGACAAAGCUUCGGUGACGAUCACCAGUCGCUAUGACGGCAAGAUCAUUAAGAUCCACCACAACAUAGACGAGAUUGCCCUGGUGGGAAAGCCACUGCUCGACUUUGAUGUCCAGGACGAAGAAGGUGAUGAGGAGGAAUCUUCAAGCUCUUCGUCCUCCUCCUCCUCAUCGGAGGGAUCUUCCAGCGAGGCGGAAAAGGUACCAGAGGCGCCCAGCUCGGGUCGGGUGAUAACCCUUGCCACUCCUGCUGUCCGACGAUUGGCCAAGGAGCACCAGUUGGAUCUGGCCAAGGUCCCGGCUACAGGACGCCAAGGUCGCGUUCUCAAAGGUGAUAUUUUGGAGUAUCUUGGCCAAGUACCGCCUGGCACCAAUGUACCACAUCCCACGCUGGCUGCCAAGACUGCGCAGGCCCCUAAGGCAGCUACACCUGCAGCUCCACCGAAACCUGCCGCUCCAGCCGAUCGCGUGGAAGUCCUCAAGGGAGUACGCAAAGCCAUGCUGAAAUCAAUGUCCGAGUCACUGAAAAUCCCGCACUUUGCCUACAGCGAUGAGAUCGACAUGAGCGAGCUGGUCAAAUUCCGGGCCCAGUUACAGAAGGUGGCUCAGGAAAAAGGUGUGCCCAAGCUCACGUUUAUGCCGUUCUGCAUCAAGGCCGCCAGCGUGGCGCUGGGAAAGUACCCAAUCGUGAACAGCUCCUUGGAUCUGGCCAGCGAGUCGCUGAUCUACAAGGGAGCCCAUAACAUCAGCGUGGCCAUCGAUACGCCGCAGGGCCUUGUGGUGCCGAACAUCAAGAACUGUCAGACCAAGAGCAUCAUCGAGAUAGCCAAGGAUCUGAACGCCCUUGUGGAACGCGGACGCACUGGCUCCUUGACGCCUUCGGACUUUGCUGACGGAACUUUCUCGCUCUCCAACAUUGGAAUCAUUGGCGGCACCUACACACAUCCCUGCAUUAUGGCACCUCAGGUGGCCAUCGGAGCCAUGGGCCGGACCAAGGCGGUGCCGCGCUUUAACGACAAGGACGAGGUAGUGAAGGCGUACGUGAUGAGCGUGAGCUGGUCCGCCGAUCACCGCGUCAUCGACGGCGUGACCAUGGCCAGCUUCUCGAACGUAUGGAAGCAGUACCUGGAGCAGCCGGCACUCUUCCUGCUGCACUAAUUCAACGUGACCAUCGCGAACUCCUACUACGGAUAAGGCUGUUCCCCUGCAUUUAUAGGCAUAUUUGAUUUUAAAAGUUAAAGAUCUACGAUCCGGUUGUUUUUGUAGAACAAUUAAGGCCACCGUAUGCCGUGCCGCCCACCCCAAAAAUGUGCAUUUAUAGGAGGCUGCUGCUCUGAGCGGCUCCUCGAUAGCUUUAAGCUCCAGGUCGGCACGCGGCUGGGCCAUUCAUGUACCAAUCUGCUCCAAUUAUUCUGCAUUUAUAUCAAGUUUUUUUUGUGUGUAGUUUAUUAAGCAUCAGCUUUAGCUUACAGUUCAACUGUAGUGUGUGCAUUUAUUUUAAAGCUUUGUUUUCAAUGGCUGUCCAAUAAAUAUCAAAACGGUUUAUGUGAAAA
Messenger RNA from Drosophila bipectinata, 1871 nucleotides. RefSeq names its product Dihydrolipoamide branched chain transacylase E2 (gene Dbct). Lineage: Eukaryota; Metazoa; Arthropoda; Insecta; Diptera; Drosophilidae. The record is from RefSeq and is a predicted model, not a curated record. Gene Ontology annotation, cellular component: cytoplasm; mitochondrion. Gene Ontology annotation, molecular function: lipoic acid binding; acetyltransferase activity.